AUGUCCGAUGUUAAAAGACUGCACUCCGAAGUUAGUUCAUCACCUUAUGAUUCAUUGAACGAAACAAGAAAAAUGACAAAAGCUGGUCGUAAACCUUUAGAAACUGAACCAAAAUCUAAAAGAACAGCACAAAAUAGAGCAGCUCAAAGAGCUUAUAGAGAACGUAAAGAAAAGAAAAUGAAAGAAUUGGAAGAUAAAGUUAAAUUAUUAGAAGAUAAAAAUAUAAAAGCAAUAACUGAAUCCGAUUUUUUAAAGGCUCAAGUUGCUAUGUUACAAGAAGAAUUGUCAAAAUUUAGAGGCGAUAAACAAUUUGAUUUUUCAACUUUAAAAGUUGGUAAUUUAUCAGCCACGGCACAAGCUCCAAGAAUUGAUUCAUCAGUUUCAUCAUCAUCACCAGAAAAUGAAAAUUUAUCAUCUAAUAAAGGUUCAGUAUCGUCAAAAUCUUCAUUAUCGUUUGAUCAUGGGUUUUCAUUUGAUAAUCCUUGGUCUAAAGAUAAAUUAUCAUUGCUAAAACAACAACAAAAUCAAGAAAAUCAACAACAACCAAAAUUAUCACAUCGGUCAUCACAAGAUAGUAAUAAUUAUAGCUUAUCUAAUUUAGAUGAGCUUCCAGAUUUAACUUCAUCUGGGACAAGUCCAUUAAAUGUAAAUUUAACAAAUUCAUCAAAAUCAACACCAAGUUCAAACAAUUAUAAUUUAUUUGAAGAAAAAACAAAUCCAUUCUGUGCUCAAUUAGGUCAAGCUUGUGGUGAUAGAGAAAAUCCAAUACCGAAAUUUAAAAAAGAAAUAUGUUCAACAUUAAAAUCACCAGAUGAAGAAGAUCAAUCAAAACAUGAUUUUUUUAAUUUUGAUAAAAAUAAUUUAGAUGAUCCAUUAUCAUUUUUGAAUGAGAAUAAUUUUGAUAUGUCAUUAGCUUUUGAUUUAAAUAAUAAUAAACCAGAUUCAUAUUUAGAUUUAUUAACCACUGAAGAGUCAAUAUAUGAUCCAUUUAAAGAUACAACUAAUAAUAACAUAAAUACAAACUAUAAUUUUAACGAAUUUGUUAAAUCAUCAAUACCCAAUGAAGAAAAAGAUGAAAAUAAUAAUAAUGAUCCAGAUAAUGAAGUUGUACCUGCUCCUGAAUCAACUAUGAAAUGUAGUGAAAUAUGGGAUAGAAUAACUGCUCACCCGAAGUAUACUGAAUUAGACAUUGAUGGAUUAUGUAAUGAAUUAAAAGCAAAAGCAAAAUGUUCAGAACAAGGAGUUGUUAUAAAUACAAAAGAUGUCAAUCAAUUAUUACAAAAUUUUAAAACUUAA
Messenger RNA from Insectozyma verbasci, 1296 nucleotides. The record is from the annotation of a GenBank genome assembly. NCBI's taxonomy places the organism in Eukaryota, Fungi, Ascomycota, Pichiomycetes, Serinales, Debaryomycetaceae.